This is a messenger RNA of Truncatella angustata, 1362 nucleotides long. RefSeq lists its product as uncharacterized. Gene Ontology annotation, molecular function: oxidoreductase activity. The coding region runs from base 87 to 1217 and encodes 376 amino acids. The record is from RefSeq and is a predicted model, not a curated record. NCBI's taxonomy places the organism in Eukaryota, Fungi, Ascomycota, Sordariomycetes, Amphisphaeriales, Sporocadaceae. The transcript is spliced from 4 exons.
CCGAUACAUAGAAAAGCGGCCUCCGAGACGCGAACCUUUUCAAGAGUUAUAUUUUGAUUCGUCAGAUCUUGAUCAAUAAUUGCAUCAUGAUUCUUGGAUCAGUAUUCAAUGCGCCAUUAUUGACUGUUAUUGCCCGCUGGCUCAUCCUGAGCUCGUUUGGCCAGCUGCAGAAGGAUUUUGUGACCGCGCUGUCUGUCUAUUACCCGAUUAUGGCCGACCGACAGACCACCGGAGUUAAUCACUCGUGCCAACGUCCUUUGGUGCGCACAGAAUGGCGCCGACUCUCCGAUGAACAGAAGGAUUCCUACAUCGCCGCAUUGACUUGCAUGCUCGAGAAGCCUGCAACCGAGUUUCCUGUUAUCCCAGCAGCGAGUAAUCGAUAUGAAGAUUUUGUGGCUACACAUGCCUUGGAUAUUUGGAAUGCGCAUUUCGUGGGAGCUUUCUAUCCUUGGCAUCGAUGGUUACUGUUUCACUUCGAGCAAGCACUCCAGAUAUGUGGUUUUGAUGGAGGGCAACCGUACUGGGAUUGGACACUCGACACAGACAGCGAAGACGCAUUUUUCAACUCUCCCAUAUUUGACACCGAAAGAGGCUUUGGCGGCAACGGGAGAUAUGUGCCGGCCAACCUUCUGACGCCCGCGCCGUCAAUGUUCUUGGUUCGACCGAAACUGACCACCAACCGUACCGGUGGAGGCUGUCUCAUAGAUGGGCCGUUUGCUGGGCUUGCUACCCAACUUGGGCCCCGCGACAACAUCCAGCGACGUGGAAAACACUGCGUCACACGGGAUUUGGGAUAUGCAUACUUCUGGAAUACGACGGAUGUCGGAGUCGUACGCAAUGCGAUGGAAUUUCCAAACUUCGGACUGUAUGGAAACAAGACGGAGUACUCGUACCAUUCGGGCGGCCAUUGGGCGAUUGGUGGAGAGUAUGCAACGAUGAGCGACAUGUGGAUAUCUCCGAUGGACCCCAUCUUCUUCCUACAUCACUCCAACCUCGACCGUGCCUGGUGGUCUUGGCAGACACGAGACCUAGACGCUCGUCUGAAGGACAUAUCCGGUCCACUCUUUCCCCAGGACUACCAUAAUAAGGAGGGCGGUAACUACACAAUAGACUCGACGAUCCGUGUCGGUAUCGCCGAUCCGCAAGAGAUCACGAUUGCUGAUAUCAUGCACAUUCAGCGCGGACCUCUUUGCUACACCUACGAUCAGCUGUAUUGACAUCCGUGUGGGCAGGACAUGUUUGGCAAACUUGCGCUGUGUCAGGUAAUGCCGAAUAUUCUUGGUACUUUUGGGGAGAUGAUUCAGCCCUGUUGCUCAAUAGUUACCAUAUAGCUUCGAAUGACAACAAUGCAAGCUGUCGCUA